UGUGGUUGCGUACAUGCAUGGGGUUGUGUGUGUGUGUUCACAUUGGCAACUGCUUGAUUCCUCUAACUGAUCAGAUGCUUCACAGGGAUGUUACCAGCAACCCGUGUUCCUGACAAGAGACAUUGACAAUCUAAUCAGGAUACAACAUGAAACAGCACAGGCCUACAACACUAUAGACAGGCCUAGAGUGAGUCAGGUCAAAGUUCCGUCGAGGCUGAGUCGUUGUCUAAGAGCUGGAAGUGUACGAAUGGGAAAAGGGCAUUAGCCAAACUGAGAAGACCUGAAGAGGGGACUUGGUGGAGGGCGGUCUGCCUCACAAAGCUGUGAGGCCUUACUGAGAGUUGUUUCAACAGUUCUAGAGGUCUUUUAGGGUGAACAAGCAUGAAUCCCAUAUGGAAAGUGUACAAGAGCAAAGUGCUGAAGACCCUGAACCCGGACCAAGAGGAGUACACAGAGGAAGAGGUCAAUAAUGCAGAGAUUGACAUGAGCCCUGUCCAGGAGGAUGAGGGGCCCAAUGCAGUGUCUCAGCUGGCCAAGAGAGUGCAGGGUGCUGGGGCUAAAGGCUGGAACAGAAUGUCAGCUCUCUUCAACAAAGAGGAUGAGCACCAGCUAUUGGAGGAGACUGAGAGCCCGCCUGUCCCAGACCAUCCACUAGCAGUGACGCCUGAGGAGCCGCAGAGACCGGCCAGACCCUCCGGAUUCUGGGGUAGCUUCGCCACCAACUGGAAACAAAUGGCCGCCUCAAAACAGGCUGAAGCCGCAGCAAACGAGACGGGCACGAUGGAGGAGGGUCAGGAGGCGGCAGGGGAGGGAGGUGGUGAGGGAGGGGGGGAGAGUUUCCAGGGGGAGAACACGGAGGGCGAGCAGAGUCAAGAUGGAGGAGGAGGGAGCAACACCAGCUUCUCCAGAUACGCCAUGCUUGGAGGAGGGAGCGAGAACACGCCCUUCAAGUGGAACUUUGUCACAGGCAAGCUGGCUGAGUUGAAGACCAAGAGCAUGUCUGGCCAGGAAGACUAA
This is a messenger RNA of Oncorhynchus mykiss (rainbow trout), 1017 nucleotides long. RefSeq lists its product as uncharacterized. The record is from RefSeq and is a predicted model, not a curated record. Gene Ontology annotation, biological process: spermatogenesis. NCBI's taxonomy places the organism in Eukaryota, Metazoa, Chordata, Actinopteri, Salmoniformes, Salmonidae.